AAACGAGCAAACACCUUUAACAAGACAAAAUGGUUGUCUAAUGUUUACAGCUCAGGCAGAGUCUGUGAUGCGAUUGUCAAUGAAUCUUUCGACUGCUUAGCAGCGCCAAGGGAUAAAACCCUUGAAAAUCAAACUAAAAACUUGUCGUCUUAAAGAUUUUCCCAACUGACAGACGGUGUUUUCUGGGACUUUGAUUCUGGUGUGCUGCGACAUUACACACACCUGGCCUGGACUCCCAACUCCAGUAGAUCCAGUGGACACUGGACCUGUCUGUGACGUAGUGUGAGAACCUCUACUUCCUGACAGAAUGUGUCCAUGUGACUGUCGCAGCACGCUGUGUUGAUCUGUGGCGGUGAGGUGAGGCGUGGACUGGGAUGGAGCCGAGUUUACCUGAGCUGACGCGGGCUAGCCCCAGUCCUAGUCCCAGCCAUACCGUGUCAGGGGAGGUGGGAGGGAGAGGACCACCCAUCACUAUCAAUGAACUGGUUCAGCUGGCUCAUAUCGGUAUCCCAAACACUCAAGUCACUUGGUCUAGGGUGACCAUGACCUCUGACAAGUGGAUCGCCGUACGGCAUGACAAUCGCACAGACCUAUCAGCUAAAAGAGCUGUGGUGACUGUACUGAGUCCCAUAGAAGGAACAAUUUCGUAUGCGGGAUCCACCAGUGCUGACUCUGUCUUGAUGAACCAGUCGCAACCUCUUAUUGCAUUGAAAGCGGGCCAGAGGUUUGAGGUGUUCAAUCUGGACACCAAAGAGCUGAUCAGUAAGAUCAAGUUCCACGAGUUGGUCAUCUUCUGGACGUGGCUGACCACCGACGUCAUCGCCAUGGUUACAGACAGUGCUGUGUAUCACUGGAGUAUACACAAAGAAACAGCGCCGACAGAACAGGUGUUUUUACGUCACAAUCGACUCGCCUUCACAGAGAUUGUCAGUUACAAAGCUGAUCCCAGUCUGAAAUGGCUAGCUCUCACAGGACUUACUCCAGAGGAUGAACGUAUCUCCGGAGUGACCCAGCUGUACUACGUAGAUGAAGAGAUCACACAAUGUAUCAGCGCCCACGCUGUCUGUUUCUCCAGCUACCACUUCCCCGGCAACCCCUACCCCUCCACUGUCUUCUGUGUCAGCUCAAGGGAGGCUCAGGAUCACGGCAAGGUACAUGUGAUAGAGCUGGGCCCCUACAAAACUGGAAACUUUGCCCCCCGUAACUGCUACGACCAUCUGCACUUCUUGGAUGAUUUGGAGCGCUAUGACUUUCCCAUCUCGCUACAGAUCUCUGUGGAGUACGGGCUCCUGUUUGUGGUGACCAAAUACGGCUACCUGUACAUGUGUGACAUGGAGACCGCCAUGUGUCUGUGCUGUACACGUGUAGCCAUCGACGUCAUCUUUGCCUCCGCCCUCAACACAACCACACAGGGGAUUCUGGCUAUCACACGAGGGGGACAGGUCAUCACGGUAGAUCUGAAGAAGGACGGCUUCAUCUCGUACUUAAGGGAACAGGUUCGAACCGCUUACAGGGCAAACCGGUUUGAAAAAGUCAUCUGUCCGUAAUGUUCGCAUUUUUUGUCUAACCAUGUUGCUUUUUACACGCAGUGCACCUUUGAUGCUAUACUAUUAGUCUGUUGUUUUUGUGGGGGUUUUUUUUGUUAUUUUUCUUUUUUGCUUGUGCUUAAAACAAUAAGAUUUUUUUCUGUAUCUUGUGUCUAGAUACGUCUCGCUCCUCCUAGUCUUCACAAAUCUGCUAUUUAAAGUAUGGAAUUUUAUUUUUACUUAUUGGCUGGUCGAAUGCUUUUUGUUUGACAUUAUAUAUGUUUGUGUGAAAAGUCAAGCUCAGCGAUAUUUGAAAGGUUCUCUGAGUGAAGGUACGGUCAGAGGAGAGGGGAGGGGGGAUGGCGUGGUGAGGUGGGAGGAGGUUGAGGGGGUGGAGACCUCUCAUGGGUAUGUUCUGAUUUUUUCUCCAUGGUCACAAGAUGCAAAAUUAAGAACUUUAUUUUUCUUCUCAUAAAAUUGCAUUAAAUUGUAAGUUGGAUUGUAAAAGUAAAAGUAAAGUGUAGCCCCCCUCCCCUCCUUCAUUUCAAACUGUUUGACCUAGUGUGCAACACUGGGAUUCACAGUGGGAAUUAGAGUUACAUCUUACUGGAAUGGGAAAUGGCACCCUUGGGAGUUGUACAUUACUUUUACGUUUUAGAUUCGGUUUGUGGAGGUCAUGACCAAUUUUUUUUUUGUCUUUGUUAUUUAUUUUUAUUGAAUUUGUUAAAUUUUUGCUCCGUUUUUGUAAUUUUUUGACAAUGUUGAAAAAAAA
Molecule: messenger RNA, 2298 nt
Organism: Aplysia californica (California sea hare)
Lineage: Eukaryota; Metazoa; Mollusca; Gastropoda; Aplysiida; Aplysiidae
Product: clathrin heavy chain 1
Exons: 10
Coding region: 375-1547 (390 amino acids)
Biological process (GO): receptor-mediated endocytosis; intracellular protein transport
Cellular component (GO): clathrin coat of coated pit; clathrin complex; clathrin coat of trans-Golgi network vesicle
Molecular function (GO): structural molecule activity; clathrin light chain binding
Source: RefSeq, a predicted model, not a curated record